AUGCUUUUAGCAAAUACGGUAAUUUACAAGGAUAUAGAGUUGGAUCAAACAUUCAAUAAAAUUCAACGAAUAAAACUUUCAAUAGUGCAACCCUUAAAUAAUAUAAAUAAAGGGUAUGACUGGAGUAAAUCAUUCCUUCAACAUUUUAAUUUAAUUACACAAAUGGAAAAAUAUCAAGCAUUUUAUGAAAAUAAUUUGGAAAUAAUUAAAAAUAAAAGGGGUGAUUUAAUAAAUAAAAAAACAGAAUUAGUUAAAAAUGAUGCUAAAUUGCAAAAAAUGAAUAAUGAUUUGAACGAGUCUAUUGCUGAUCAAGAGAAUUUAGAAAAAAAAUUUGAGGAGAUUAAAAGUGCUUAUUGGGCUGAUGAUAAUAAACAUUUUGAAGAGCUUUGUAGAGAAUUGGAAAUUGAUUUGGAAGAAAAUGAUGAAGAAAUGGAAGAUGAGGAAGAUAAUUAUGAUGAAAUAUUUAUGGAAAAAAGUGAGGAGGAAAUGGUGAGAGAGGAAAAAGGGGAAUUAUCAGAAAGAGGAGAAUCCUCGGAAAAAGGAGGGGUUUCUGAAAGAGGAGAGACCUUUGAAAGGGGAGAGUCUUCAGGAAGAGGAGAGUCCUCAGAAAAAGGAGAGACUUUGCUUCCAAAAGACAAUUUUUAA
Messenger RNA from Meloidogyne enterolobii, 645 nucleotides. Lineage: Eukaryota; Metazoa; Nematoda; Chromadorea; Rhabditida; Meloidogynidae. The record is from the annotation of a GenBank genome assembly.